AUGAAAGAAUGGAUGGGAAAUAGAUACAAUAAACGGGAAGAGGAUUUCCCAUCACUUAAGGACUACAAUGACUACUUGGAAGAAGUGGAGUGCAUGGUAUUCGAUUUGGUAGAUGGAAUAAAUGUUGAGGCAAUUGAAGAGAAAAUUAAGAGAUACUCUCACGAGAAUGCUGAACAAAUAAUGGUUAAUCGAGCCCGCAAGGCUGAAGAAUUAACUGCCGCGUUGGCAGCUUGCAAGGCUCAACCCGCACAAACCGAUGCUGAUGCGUCGUCAAACCACGGUAUUACGAGUGGAAUUGCAUACGGUCAGGCUCCACGACCGACGGGAAUGGGCCCACAGCCUGUACCUAUAGGAGGAGGAGCAGAUCAUCAACGUUACUCUACGGAAGACGAAGCCUUGAUGAGGCUCAAAGCAGAGAGAGCUCCAAGGGCUGGAGGAUUUUCUUUAGAAAUAAGCAAGAAGAGGGCUUUCGAAGAAGCAUUUGCAAGCAUUUGGGUUUGA
Arabis nemorensis is the source of this 501-nucleotide messenger RNA. Lineage: Eukaryota; Viridiplantae; Streptophyta; Magnoliopsida; Brassicales; Brassicaceae. The record is from the annotation of a GenBank genome assembly.